AUGAAUGAUACUGAAGAUACUAUAUACAUUCCGAUUCCACACUAUCCACCAUUCAAGCUUCGAUCAUCUUUAAUUGAUAAAGAUCCCGUGAUAUGGGUGCAUUUACUUGAAGCUUAUAUUCAUCUUAUGACAGUUUUACUUGACCCAGAGACCCCAAAAUUAAAUGUUAAAUCACAACAACAAUUGCAAUUAUUCUUGAAAAUAUUCUUAUUUGAAACAUGUGAAGAAGAAACCAAAAUUUUUUCUUUGGGUGCCAUCAACCCUGAUAUUAAAAAGAAUACCAGCAUUUUAAAUGCAUACGUUUUCCAAUUGAUUAAAAAGUAUAGUUUUGUCAAAUUGAACUUAACUGGAGAAGCAAUAUGGAAUUUCACAAAGAUUCAUGCCCCAAAAAACAUCAGUACUGUAAGAGGAUUAAUUGAUGGUACUUUUAAAUCUGAGUUUAACGACAAUAAAAAAUCGGGGAAUAUAUCUUCUAUUUCACCAGUACAAAAACACUUGGACUUGAUUGUAACUAAUGGAAAAUUUACUAAAACUGAAGAUCUUGUGAUAUUAUCUAUGUUAUUAGGACAAAACACUACUAGAACAAGCACAUUUUCUAUGGGAUCCAACAAAAGUAUCAACAAGAAGCGAAAUCGAUCAUUGCCCUUUGCAGAAAAUUUUGUCAAUGUCCAAUGGAUAGAGUUAUUAGAAAAGGGGUAUGCCAACGGCAAAAGUGUCAAUGCUGAUAUUAUAAAAGAUAUUAUGAUUAUAUCUAUCAUUUCACUAUCUGCAGAGAAAUUGGCUACAUUGACGAUGAAUUUGGGAAUCACUUCAAUUGCUGCAUUUAAUGUUUGUCCGUUGUUCAGUUCAAUCAUUAUUUCUGAACCAUAUAAGGAAUUGAUUCCCAAUUUGGAAAAAAAGUUACCAUUUUUGAGAAACAUAGAUAUCGAUGAUGAUAACGGUUAUGAAGACGAUGAUUUGGAUGGUUACGAAGAUAAUAUAGAAGGGAUUUCAAUACUAGUUGAUUUGUGGCCCAAUAUGACAGAAAGAAAAGCCAAGAUUAUACUCAAGCAACAUAAUGGUGAUGUAGAACACGUUACAAAUCUAUUAUUAGAGAAUCCUGAAUUGAUUGACAAGAUUGAAAUGCCGAAAAAGACCAACAACGGUACAGCUUCCACUAGCAAUAAUACUAAAACUUUUACUGGGUCGUAUAAGAUUUUUUCAGGGAAAAAGAAGGGAAGUCUAAACAAUAAUACAAAGCUUAAUGCGCCUAGUGCUGAUUUGAAAAAGAAAACAUUAGAAUCUGCACUUAGAUUGAUGUAUCAGAGUGAUGAAGAUGAACCUGACGAUACUUAUGAUGAUCAAGAAAAAACAACUGGUGUAUAG
Candida albicans SC5314 is the source of this 1365-nucleotide messenger RNA. RefSeq lists its product as uncharacterized. Gene Ontology annotation, molecular function: ubiquitin binding. NCBI's taxonomy places the organism in Eukaryota, Fungi, Ascomycota, Pichiomycetes, Serinales, Debaryomycetaceae. The record is from RefSeq and is a predicted model, not a curated record. The transcript has a single exon. Bases 1 to 1365 code for a protein of 454 amino acids.